Messenger RNA from Scatophagus argus, 2409 nucleotides. RefSeq names its product caveolin 1 (gene cav1). Lineage: Eukaryota; Metazoa; Chordata; Actinopteri; Scatophagidae. Gene Ontology annotation, cellular component: Golgi apparatus; cytoplasmic vesicle; caveola. The transcript has 3 exons. The record is from RefSeq and is a predicted model, not a curated record. Bases 275 to 820 code for a protein of 181 amino acids. Gene Ontology annotation, molecular function: molecular adaptor activity; protein kinase binding; transmembrane transporter binding. Gene Ontology annotation, biological process: negative regulation of endothelial cell proliferation; negative regulation of protein tyrosine kinase activity; caveola assembly.
UCUCCUCCUGCUGCACACUGUGGCUCUCCUGUCUCUGCAAGCAGGUGACUGCAAGGACGCGCUGUGCGGGAUCCGAGGAAACGCAGGAGGUUCCCCUCACAGCGCUGCCAUUAAAUUCUCGUCACGUUCGCGAGAAAGGCAGGAAUUAGAUCACCGUAGAGGGGCCUGAGAAGAACCCCAGUCCUCCCAGUUUGCCUCCACGCCUCUCACUCAGCUUCCUACAUUGUCUUCUUGACUGACUCACCGCGCUAAUCUCUUCAAGCUUGAGGACAGCAUGACAGGAGGACCGAAGGACGGCGAAACGGAGGAGGAGUUUCUGCAUUCGCCGUUCAUCAGAAAACAAGGGAACAUAUACAAACCUAACAACAAAGACAUGGACAACGACAGUCUGAACGAGAAGACGAUGGAGGAUGUCCACACCAAAGAGAUCGAUCUGGUCAACAGGGACCCAAAGCGCAUAAACGACGACGUUGUCAAGGUAGACUUUGAGGAUGUGAUCGCCGAGCCUGCGGGGACCUACAGCUUCGACGGCGUGUGGAAGGCCAGCUUCACCACCUUCACCGUCACCAAGUACUGGUGCUACCGGCUGCUGACGGCGCUGGUCGGCAUCCCCCUGGCGCUGGUCUGGGGAAUCUUCUUUGCCAUCCUCUCCUUCAUACACAUCUGGGCUGUGGUACCGUGCGUCAAGAGCUACCUGAUCGAGAUCCACUGCGUCAGUCGCGUCUACUCCAUCUGCGUGCACACCUUCUGCGACCCGCUGUUCGAGGCCAUGGGCAAGUGCCUCAGCAGCAUCCGAAUCCGCACGACCAAGGAGGUGUAGCAUCCGCAAAGAGGAGGAGGAGGAUUAACGGAAAGAGGGGAGGGUGGAAGGGGGGGCGCGAGCCACACAGAUGGAGGGAAAAGUCAGAGAAAAAUAACUGUGGAAAACGAGAGGUGACUUUUCCGGAGCUGGGCGGAGGUUGUUUGGAAGUGAAGGGGGGUGGUCACCUGACUCCGCCUUUUUCCACCAGCUGUUUUUUUCUCUCCAGUGUUGGUGUAACCAAACGGGUGGGCACAGGGAAUCAAAGGGUCGUUCUCCGGGGUUUUUGCUGUUGUUUUUUUUGUGUUCUCUAGUUUUGUUUUUCUCUUCUUCCCUGUUAACUUUAACCAAGCAAGCAGCCGAGCUCCAUAUGUGUUUUCUGUUAGUUUUGCCACAUGAUGUAAAUUCCUUCUGUUCUUACUGUGGAGAGCUUAUCAUGUCGAUUGAUUCAUGUGAAGAGGGGAUGUCGGGGUCUCCUCUCGGGCUUAUUUGUGUUUUUGGGUCGUUGUGCAGGGCGGGAUGGGGUCAAAGCGCUGCCAGAUUCUCUCUGACUCAGCAAAAACCAAACAACUGCACGGGCCAACCAGCACAGCAACACCCCUCCUGUCUGCCCUCCAUGACCUCCACCCUCCCCCCCCGCCUUCACCGGGCUUUCCAGCAGUCUCACACACUGAACCUGCCCUCGUUCCUGCAUGCACCUGCGUCCAGCACCUUGCCGUCCGCCGCCGCCACCAGCCUUUAGUAACACAGAAAUGUUCUCGGCUCACUCGCUCUGUGCAUCAGCUUCUUACUUCACCUCCACCUUCAUCCGCCUUAUCCUCAUCAUGUGUGACAGAGAAUGUUAGAAUUUGAAUUUUUGCAAGAACUUGAGUUUCCAGAUCAGUUUCAUUUUGUCAGUGAACUGCACGCCACCAAAGCUCAGCAGCGAAUGAUUUUAUUUUCUGUGAAUAUGAAGAACUUUGAGGGGUUAACUUCAGUUCUGUCGUUUCAGCAUCCUGUAUGUACUGUAUGGCUGUUUAACAGAAAACGAGACUGAGGCCUCAAUCCAGUGCGCUAGUCUGUGGCUAAGUGCUGUUAGUGAAGAGCACAUGAAGAUCUCCUCUCUGUAUUGCAAAGGUAGUAGGAUACAAGCAGUUACUUUUGCACACUCUGCACACAUAGUUAAAAACGUGCAGUACGUCCACAGGUCAGCGCACUGGAAUCAGACAAUGUGAGGUGGAACGUGUGAGUUUGGAUGCAUUUUUAUUUGUCAUCUGGUUACUGUUUUUGCACCCUUUUUUUCCCCUGAUUAGUUUGUUCUGCUGCCUUGCUUCUCGACUGUGGACACGAUGCCGAAAAGCAUCAAAGCGAUGCCUUCCCGCCCCAGAGAUGGGUGAGGGCGGAGAUGUUCGGGUGGGGUGUGUUUUAAUGAGACGUUAAGCUCACUUUGACUCUGUCACCUUCGGUCUACCUGCUGCCUUCUCACAGGGAUGGUAAUAUCAUAGCACCUGCUCUUUGAAAUGAGUGUUUUUAAGCUCUAAAGGUGAUAUUUUUAUAAGAAUUUUUUUCCCUUUCUUGCUUUUACUGUACAAUAUCACGCUGUGCACAUUAAAAUUUAAUAUAACACAGUG